GGUCAGAUUCCCGGUCUAUGAGGUCGAAGCAGGUCGAAGUAUCCCGCUCUCUGCAGAGUCUGGUAAAUAAAUUGACGUAGCAACGGUUAAAACGGUUUCUCCGAGAAACGAGAGACUCGUUCACUUCACUCCAGUUCGUUCGGUUAGACUGGCCCUGGAUCUGUUGUAUGUACAUACAUUAGACCGUUGGCUCGGCCGUUGUGCUCGGUUGUGGUUAUCGUCAGCGUCAGUUACCGUGCCGUAACGUGCGACGCGCUCUCCUGCGCCGUCAAAAUGCCGAGGACCAAGCGCACCAAAGCGGCGAGCACGUCGACGAAGGAACGCGAUACGGCGGUGAAAACUUUUGAGAAGCACGUACAGCUGCGUAUCGCCAAGAUGGAACGCGAUGCCCAGGCGGAUCUCAAGAGCUUCGAGGCCUUAAUCGAGGUGAUGAUAUCCCGCCUGCCGGCGGGAAUUCGUCAAAUGAAAUUGGGCGAGUUAAUCGACUGGCAGGACCACGACACGCGGAAGGAGACGGAGAAGGAGAACCGCAACGACCGCGACGAGGUGACCUUGUCGGUCAAGAAUCUUCAUAUGCAACCACCCGCCGUUCCUAGAGCGAGAAAAGGGACCAAGACUGCUAAACGUCCCACCACCGCUGCGUCCGACGAUGGAUACGCGACCGAAGGCACCAGCGUGGGCAGCACGUCGCUGGCCGCUAAAGCACAGGCUCGAGCAGCGUCAAAUGUAAGGACGCGCAGCUUCACACGAGCGAGCAGAGCCAAAUUCAGCGGUAUCACGCAGAACACGACGCCGGCAAUGGUGAAGCCUCUAGACAACGUAUACGGCGUGGUUACGCCAAAAGUCAAGCCCAACACGCCGUUGAACGUGCUGAGACGUCCGCGUCAAGGAGAGAUGGUCCUUAGCAUGCAAGGCAGCCCGCUAUUGGUCUCUGCUGUCGUCGAAGAAAAAACUGCUAAUAUUAAUGUACCUUUGGCUAACGGCAACAUGAUGUCCUUGUUGCCUCAAGAAGGAUUACGCAUGUCAAAUAUUCCUCCGCUGGAUCCAGAGACGAUGGAUCAAUUACAGACUCUUAAGAAUCACCUUGAGAAAGUUGUCGCAUUGAAGUAGUACGAAAUAUAUAUUAGCAAGUGUGUGUAGAGUACUAGAGAUAGUGUAAUAUAACAAAUUUAUACACA
This is a messenger RNA of Temnothorax curvispinosus, 1178 nucleotides long. RefSeq names its product borealin (gene borr). The transcript has 2 exons. NCBI's taxonomy places the organism in Eukaryota, Metazoa, Arthropoda, Insecta, Hymenoptera, Formicidae. Gene Ontology annotation, cellular component: chromosome passenger complex; chromosome, centromeric region; spindle midzone. Gene Ontology annotation, biological process: mitotic sister chromatid segregation. Bases 274 to 1110 code for a protein of 278 amino acids. The record is from RefSeq and is a predicted model, not a curated record.